CUGCGUGAGUGGUACUCCCAGAGUUACAACCUCCGUCGUGGGGCUACUGGAGCUGGGGGAUCUGCUGGAGUUGGGGCUGGUGGCCCUGCGGGUGCAGUGUCGCAGCCGGAGCCUCCCUCCCCUCAGCGGCUACGUGAGUGGUAUGCUCGGCGCUGCAGCCUCCGGAGUGGAGCUCCUGGUGUUGAGGUGCCGCCCGCUGGAGGCCCUGCUGCUACUGGAGGUCCUGGAGCUGCUGGAGGUGCUACUGGUGCUGGUGCUGCUAGAGGUGCUACUGGUGCAGCUGGUGCUGGUGCUGCUGGAGGUGCUACUGGUGCUGCUGGUGCUGGUGCUGCUGGAGGUGCUGCUGGUGCUGCUAGAGGUACUGGAGCUGCUGGAGGUGGUGCCGGUGCUGGUCCUGCUGGAGGUGCUGCUGGUGCUGCUGGAGGUCCUGGAGCUGCUGGAGGUGCUGCUGGUGCUGGUCCGGCUGGAGGUUCUGGUGCUGUCUCUACUGGUUCUGGGGGCGCUUCACGGCCGCGGCCGUACUUCGUUCCGCUCCUUCAGCAGGUUCUUGGUCAGCUGCCUCCUCCUGGUCCUCCUCCCUCCUUAGAGUGUCCUCCGCCUGUCCAGUCGCAGUCACAGCUACCGCGUGCCUCGCCACUUCCUGGUCCUUCUCCCUACACUGGUCCGACAGGCGGUCUUACAGAGCGUCGUGAGCCUGAGUCUCGUACUGUGUCGCCUGAGUCUCGUCCUGCGUCACCUAUUCGUGCUGCUCGCACUGGUCGCCGUGUUCCGCGUGAGCGUCCUCCACCUGUCCCUGGCACACACUAUAUGACUCUACGUCCUUCCACUGCUCCACAGCGUGUCCCUCUGCCGUCUCCUCCUGCGUCCUCUCUUCCUGCCCUUGCUGACCCGGAGUCUGACUCUCUUCGUGCUGCUAGUCCUACUGUCAAGCGACUGCUCGCCACAGUUGUCAUUGACCCUUCCUUUGAGUCCGCUGCUGCGUCUGCCUUGGUUACUGAGCUUGUCGACUUUGCUGCUCACUGUCGUCUAGACUACGCUGCGAGUCUUGUUGCUGAGUCUGAGUCUGUCUGUCCUCCGUCCGUCGGGGGUGAGUGUGCUCUUGGCACAGACGUCCUUGAGGACAGGCAGGAGGACUUUGAGUGCUUUGCCGCUGCUGUACCUCAUCUCGUGUCCAUGCUGAUUGCACCUGAGGGAGACCCGGAUGCUCCAGACAUCCCGACCCCACGCUCUUAUGCUGAGGCGAUCGCGGGGUGA
Molecule: messenger RNA, 1254 nt
Organism: Closterium sp. Naga37s-1
Lineage: Eukaryota; Viridiplantae; Streptophyta; Zygnematophyceae; Desmidiales; Closteriaceae
Source: the annotation of a GenBank genome assembly